Molecule: messenger RNA, 803 nt
Organism: Bactrocera oleae (olive fruit fly)
Lineage: Eukaryota; Metazoa; Arthropoda; Insecta; Diptera; Tephritidae
Gene: Neb-cGP
Product: ATP synthase membrane subunit K, mitochondrial
Source: RefSeq, a predicted model, not a curated record
AUUACAAAAACAUUAAUCGGAGCAAACCUAAAAUAAUAUAACGCCAAGCACUGUCUACACUGCAUCUUCUAGAAUUAUUUCAAGAAUGAUUUAAACCAAACAACAACAACAACAUGCUUAACCUCGUAACACAAAAUAGUCUGCACAAAUUUAUAUGCUAUAAGUAUUUAACUUUCAGCGGAAAUAAAAAAUACGAGCAAAAAAUAGUACGCGUAUAUGUAGUCUCGUUAAUAAAACAUCAUUCAAAUAACCUUGCACUACCUUAUCAUUCUGUAUGCCGGCAAGGCAGUUUUAGCACUGUCAAUUUGACAGCUCAUUUCGAAUUCGACUUCGACUUCGCACUUACAUAACCUAACCUCGAAAUUUUGACAGUUGUCUGCAAGUAUCAGCGAAUAUUUUUCCAUCCGCUAACAGGCUAAAUUAUAAAGCAACAAAAUGGCUGGAGAUUCACAUGCUGAGGAUGCUAAAUUGUCUGGACUGUCGAAACAUUUCAAUGGCUCCACAAUGCGUGGUCGCGCAAAUGUUGCUAAGGCUACUUAUGCUGUGAUAGGUCUCAUCAUUGCCUAUAAUGUUGUCAAACCCAAGAAGAAGUAGAGGAGUACAACACUUAUUUAAAGCCAAAACAUAGCGAUACAACUCAAUUCGUAAUGCUGCCAGUGGCACAGCUGCAGUAAAAAUUUGUUGUGCUGGUGGGGAGUUGACGAUAUAGUUUAUGGGGGAAUUUAUUGCUUAAUUUGCAGUUGGAAUUAUGCGUUUCUUAAAAAAGUGUGAAAUAAAAUCGUAUUGAUGCCAGUAAAAAUGAA